Messenger RNA from Centruroides sculpturatus (bark scorpion), 1786 nucleotides. It is a transcript of the gene ND-39, whose product is annotated as NADH dehydrogenase [ubiquinone] 1 alpha subcomplex subunit 9, mitochondrial-like. Bases 480 to 1655 code for a protein of 391 amino acids. The transcript has 10 exons. Gene Ontology annotation, cellular component: mitochondrion. The record is from RefSeq and is a predicted model, not a curated record. NCBI's taxonomy places the organism in Eukaryota, Metazoa, Arthropoda, Arachnida, Scorpiones, Buthidae. Gene Ontology annotation, molecular function: protein-containing complex binding.
GAAAAAAUAUACUUUCACUGCCUUAACUUAUUUCUAUUUCUGAUAAAAGUUAACUUUAGAUAAUUUGUGUAUUUACACAUGUGUACACAACUUACCUAAAAGUAACUUCUGCUCUAUUUGUAGAAUAAUGUGCAAGUUAUGCAUUAGAAUGGAUUUUGUGUUAAAUAUGAUGUUUAAUUUGAUGCAUUUAUAUAUCUAAUAGAAUUAAAAGAUAGGUUAAACUUUAUUAAGUACCGAGUGGAAAUAAAGUCUCUAUGUAUGUUAAUUACAAGUUACUUUAUGCACCUAUGAAUUUUCUUUGCAUUCUGAGUAUUGAUCAUGUCGCCAAGUUAUUAAAGGGACCCUUCAACUGUUGUAAGAUUAACUUGUUGUAAGGUGAAAUGGAGUAGUUAUGAACAUAAUUAAUUACAGCAAUGGUGCCAAAACUGUACAAUUGAUGGACCAAAUUGCACAACAGUUGUAAAUAUGUGGCCACAAAUAUGUUUAUAUGUUCCAUAUAUACAAAAAGACAACUACCAAUCAUUACUACAAUCUAUUUUCCUCAUCAGUUUAAAAGGAAUUACUCAUCAGAACAAAACUUGGCUUCAUUUAAAAGAGGAACUGGAGGAAGAUCUUCAUUUAGUGGUGUUGUAGCUACUGUCUUUGGUGCUAAUGGAAUCUUGGGAAGACGUGUUGUAAAUCAACUAGGUAAAUUAGGUACUCAAAUAAUUAUUCCUUAUAGAGGAGACAAUUAUGAUGUUGGUAAUUUGAAAUUAUGUGGUGAUUUAGGUCAAAUAUUAUUUCAUCCUUUCAGUUUAAAAGAUGAAGAAUCACUAUAUAAAGCAAUGAAAUAUUCAAAUUUGGUUAUAAAUUUGAUUGGAAAAGAAACAGAAACAAGAAAUUUCAGUUUUGAAGAUGUACAUGUGACAGGAGCACGAAACAUUGCUCGCAUAGCAAAAGAAUUGGGAGUGAAGAAAUUAAUUCAUGUGUCUGCACUCAAUGCAUGUGAGAAGCCAAAACCAAUUAUUAUAAAAUCAGGCUCUCGUUUUCUUGCUUCUAAGUGGAGAGGCGAACAAGCGGUAAGAGAAGAAUUUCCAGAAGCAAUAAUAUUUCGGCCAUCUGAUAUGUUUGGUCAACCAGAUCGUUUUCUGUUUUACUAUGCAAAAACGUGGAGACGUCAAAUUCGCAGCCUUCCUUUAUGGAAGAAAGGAAAUGAAACAAUAAAACAACCAGUUUUUGUGUCAGAUGUUGCUAAAGGAAUUGUUAAUUCAGUAUUUGAUGAUGAUGCUAUUGGAAAGACAUUUGAAGCUGUUGGACCUCGAAGAUAUUUCUUAGGAGAAUUGCUUGAUUGGGUAUACCUAGUACUGAAAAAAGGACCAGACUGGGGAUAUAAGAGAACUGAUAUGAGAUUUAGUCCUUUGUUUUGGUUGAAAGUUAGCUUUGUUGAAAGAAUUAUGACAGUAUAUCCAUUUAUAAGCUGGGAGAAAGUUGAAAGAGAUCAUGUUACAGAUACCUUAACACCAGGAUUACCAAAUUUGGAAGAUUUAGGAGUAAAACUAACUUACAUCGAAGAUCGUGUGGCAUAUGAUUUAAAGAUGUUCCGCGACUUAGCCUAUUAUGAUUGGGAAGUUCACGAUUUCACCAAGCCGCCACCACCUCCUGUUGCUAAUGCUUAGGUUUCAGACAAUAAUCUAGUUUUCAAUAAAACACCUAUAUUAAUUUAUUUAGUGUUUUUUGGGUGUCUAGUAUAUAAUUUUAAAGUGAUCAAAAGUUACUUUAAAACAUUAAAACUUUUAAGAAGAAGUAU